UGUUAUUCUGUUUCUUCCAGUAGGCCAAGAGUGGGAGAGCGUAAAGGAGGCUUUUCCACUUAAGCAAAUGGACACCAGAGGAAAAUCCUUGGAAAGAGCUAAAGGGGUGUUUUUCCUGGGUGGCGAGGUGGACGAGAUGCCUGCAGUUCAAGAAUCCAAGCAGGAGUACCGUCAGUGGACAGUGCCAGAAUACAGGUUACUUUGUGAGGAAGGUAACAGUGACUCGUGCAAAAGAAGUUUCCAAGAUAAAUUCUUGAGGCAUGAGGCAAUACAGAUGGACUCAGAGUGUGGAAAGAACUUCUGUCAGGACGUUGACCUAACUAAGAAUCAGAAAAUGCUGUACACAUGCACAUUCUGUGGGAAAAUUGCUAACAGGAGAGCAGACCUUCUUGUUCACGAGAGAACCCACACUGGAGAAAAACCGUACAAGUGCUCCGAGUGUGGGAAAAGCUUCAAUACCACGUCUUACCUCACAAAACACAAAAGAAUACACACGGGAGAGAAACCAUAUAAAUGUUCAGAGUGCGGGCAAAGCUUCUGUCAGAAAGGGAACCUGGUUUCACAUGUCAGAAUCCACACGGGGGAGAAACCAUAUAAGUGUGGGGAGUGCGGACAAAGCUUCAGUCAAAGGAAAAUCCUUGGUAAACACCAGAGGAUCCACACGGGAGAGAAACCGUAUAAGUGUUUAGAAUGUGGGCAAAGCUUCAGUCAGGCAUCACAUCUCCUUACGCACAGAAGGACCCACACAGGAGAAAAACCUCAUAAAUGCUCAGACUGUGGGAAAAGCUUUAAUCAGAAAGGAGACCUUGUUAUCCACAAGAGAAAGCACACUGGGCAAAAGCCAUAUGAAUGCUCUGAGUGUGGGAAAAGCUUUAGCACAGGCUAUCAAUUCAUAAACCAUAAAAGGUUACAUACAGGGGAGAAACCCUAUACUUGCUCAGAAUGUGGACAAAGCUUUAAUUGGAAGUCAAACCUUAUUACACACAGGAGAAUCCAUACUGGUGAGAAACCAUAUGUGUGCUCCAUCUGUAGGAAAAGUUUCAGUGAUAAAUCCUCCCUCACUAAACACCUGAGAACCCAUACAGGGGAGAAACCCUACAAAUGCUCUGAUUGUGGGCAAAGUUUCAAUUUGAAAUCAAACCUUAUCACACACCAGAGAACCCAUACUGGAGAGAAACCGUAUUCGUGCCCUGAGUGUGGGAAAAGCUUAAGUCACAGAUCCUCCCUUACGAAGCACAUAAGGACCCACACAGGAGAAAAGCCUUAUGAGUGCUACGAAUGUGGGAAAAGCUUUAUUUCUAGCUCUGACUGUAAGAAACACGAAAGGGUACACACACGAGAGAAGCCAUACAAACGCGGGAGGAAAUGUCCACUAUUCCCUCUGUUUCCGUAACAGAAAACCUACAUGUGAACCUUUAGGAUGUCUGUGAAGAAGAGUUUGGACUGAAAGCUUCAUAAAUUUAGACUGUGUGAAUAGUUUAUGCUGGAGAUUAGUGGCUACUAGAUUUAAAAAAAAGUGAAAACUAUACAGGGUUUUUCCCCUCUAGGCAACAUUCCAUUCAUUGCACAUGGAAAGCAGACCUCAUAGAUAGAUUCUUGAAAUUCCUUGGUAGAAAUUAAGUCAUUGCUAGAUUCCACCAUAUUAACAUUUAGUUUAGUUGCUGAAAUUCAUUGGAGGCAGAUGGAGCACCAACCUCACUCUCCAACAGCCAGAAGAUUAUCCAAAACUCAGCAGGGAGGAUAGGGACAAAACCAGAACUAUCAUGGGCUCUGGCUCCACCUACUGUAGGCCUCCUUGCCUUCCCGCUACCAGUCACAGUGGGCACCGUUCUCCACUGCUGAACAUAUGGGUGCUGAACUAAUGUUCCAACGUUUUAUCUUACUCUAGAGAAAUCUGAUGGACUCUGGGCCCGAGCAUCCAAAAGGUUGGUGUUGGCCCCUUAGAAGUUCCAAAUAUUUAUUCAACUAUUUUGGAGCACUGGUGCCUACAGACGAUAGAAGCAAAAUAGCUGCUUCUAAAAAAACACAAAAACACCCGGAAAUAUUGUGUGCAGCUAGUAAAAUUUGCAUUGAAUUGGGGUGAUUUUGAUAUUAGUCUGUUUGUUGGUUUCUCCCUCUCUCUUUUUAAAGGUUUUCAAUAUACCUGUUCUGUGUAGUUUUCUUUUCAGCCAUUGUUAGCCUCUGUCUGCAGUUGCAUGACUGGAAGUUUUGAGUGUGUCAAUUCAUACACACUUCAGACUCCAGUGAUGCUAAAUGUAGUUGAUGCACAUGCAAUGGCUGAAAGAGUUGUGCGCAAAGAGUUUUCUCAUUAAAUUCUAGAUCUUCCCCCAA
Molecule: messenger RNA, 2331 nt
Organism: Podarcis raffonei (Aeolian wall lizard)
Lineage: Eukaryota; Metazoa; Chordata; Lepidosauria; Squamata; Lacertidae
Product: zinc finger protein OZF-like
Exons: 1
Coding region: 68-1393 (441 amino acids)
Biological process (GO): regulation of transcription by RNA polymerase II
Molecular function (GO): RNA polymerase II cis-regulatory region sequence-specific DNA binding; DNA-binding transcription factor activity
Source: RefSeq, a predicted model, not a curated record